Ilex paraguariensis (yerba mate) is the source of this 358-nucleotide messenger RNA. NCBI's taxonomy places the organism in Eukaryota, Viridiplantae, Streptophyta, Magnoliopsida, Aquifoliales, Aquifoliaceae. The record is from the annotation of a GenBank genome assembly.
AAAGCCUCUUCGUGUUCUCAUGAAAGAAAAGAAAAAAAGAAUAAGCAACCACUAUUCGUCGAUCGCCGAUUCCAUGGCAAUCGAGAUCAGGAAGGAGGAAAUGAAAGAAGAUGGGGAUAGUACUUCCCUGUAUCAAUCAUCUCUUUCAUCUAAAUCACAUUCUUUUAGGUCUCAAUCAUCUCGUUCAUCUAGACCCAAUUCAAAUUCUCCGUCGCCAAACAAGUUAUCUCCUACUCCAUCCCUAUCUUCUCCUAAAAAUCUAUCUCCUUCGCCUUCCUCAUCGGGAAUUGAAGCCAAGAAUGCAGAAGAUUUGGUGAGAAAGAAGUUUUAUCACAAACAUUCACCACCACCACCAUAG